Molecule: messenger RNA, 564 nt
Organism: Hevea brasiliensis (rubber tree)
Lineage: Eukaryota; Viridiplantae; Streptophyta; Magnoliopsida; Malpighiales; Euphorbiaceae
Exons: 1
Coding region: 1-564 (187 amino acids)
Molecular function (GO): nucleic acid binding; RNA-DNA hybrid ribonuclease activity
Source: RefSeq, a predicted model, not a curated record
AUGUUGCCAUCAGUGGUGUUCAUUCUGUGGCAGUUAUGGAAGAACCAUAAUUUAGUCUCCUUUCAGAAUCAAAGUUUAUCUUUUCAGCAAGUGUUUGCAGUUGCAGCCCACCAUCAAGAAGACUUUUUGUCAGCCCAAAAAGAAAGACCUUUAAUCCACAAUAUGAGAUUGCAAAAGCAACACUGGUCUCCUCCUCCUAUAGGUAUGAUCAAGCUUAACUUUAAUGCAGCAGUUCAGAAUCCGAGUAAAACAUGCACAACCAGUGUGAUUGCCAGAGACCACUUAGGAAAUUUAAAAGGAUGGCACAACACAUCAUUUCCAGGAAUCUCCAAUCCCCUAGUGGCCGAAAGUCUUGCUUGCAGGAAUGCAAUUCAGUUAUCAGCUUCUUAUGAUUUCAGGAAAGUAAUCAUUGAAGGCGAUUCCCAAAUCGUCAUCAACAAAUGUCUUGAGACCUCCUGUCCUCAGGAAAUUCUAGAUAUUAUCAGGGACAUAUUGAGCAUUAAAUCCACUUUGAAGGAAGUUAAUUUUAAUUUUAUUCGUGGGAUUUGUAAUGGGUUGGCUUAG